AUGGAACUUGAUGCUGAUUUUAUUACAUUCACGAAUAUUCUUAAUGGAUAUUAUACCAUUCUUGAAGAAUGUAAUUGUAGUGUAAAUUCUGCAAUGAAAGAAUGUCAAACAAGAAUUGAUAGAGUUAUUGAAGCUAUGAAUGCACCAAGACAAUUAUACAAAAUCAGAGAACAAUAUUUUACAGACAUUGAUGGAAAUAGUCCAUUAUUUUUUGAAAAAGCAUCUUCAACUCCAAAUAAAAUAAUAUCAUUUCAAUGGAAAAAAGAAGAUCGAAUAACAUUGUUAAAUAUUGUAAAUAAAAUUAAAGUAAUGAUUUUAAAUCAAAAAUGGAAUCAAAUGAUUCAAGAAAGAGAAAGUAAUGGAUUAAUAAAAGAAUUUGAAUUACGUAUUCUUGAAGAAAAACGAAGAAUAGCUCAACUUCAAAAAAUAAAAAUACUUGAAGAAGCAGAAAAAGCAAAACAAAAUUUAGAACAAUUAGAUGUAUUAAAUAAACAAAAUUCUAAACAAUUUCAUAAAUAUCAAAAUAUUCCUCCUCCAGUUGAAUUACCUAUAGAUUCUUUUUCAAAAGAAAUAAAAAAAGAACCAGAAUCAAUUGAAGAAAUACCAAAACAUUCAAAAUUAACACUUACUAUUUCAUUAAAAAGAAAUGAAAAUAAUCAUCCUGAAAUGAAUGAUAAUAAUCUUACUUCAAUUUUAGAAGAAAUGAGAUCAAAACCAUCUGAUGAAUUACAAAAAAUAAUUGAUAAAUUUAAUAGAAUAUAUCCUGUUCAAUAUAAUGAAAAAACUGAAUUAUAUUUACAACAAAAGAAAACACAAGUUGAAUUAGAAGGUAGAAGAAAUAUUUUUUUGGCUCUUCAAUAUAAAAGAUUAUUUACUCAAGAAGAAUUCCUAAAAUAUUUAAGAGCUAUUUGUGAUGCAAUUGUCAUUUAUUAUGAAAUGUUCAAAAACGAAUUUAGAGUAAAUAACAACAUUGAUAUUUCAGACAAUUUCUGGAAAAUCAUUUGUGAAGAAAUAGGUAAUCAUAAUCCUUUAGAUUGUAAAUUACAAUAUGAUUAUAUCAUUAAAUCACAACUUUAUUCAUCUCUUGAAAAAAUUCCUAAUAUCAUUUCUCAAAUAAAAAUAUUUGCAAAAAAGUUAAAUAAUCCUACUAUCACUUGUAAUAAAGAAUCAUUUAUUACAUUAAAAAAUGAAAUGAUGGAAUUUGCAGAAGAUCAUGGUAUGAGUUAUGUCUUUCUUCUCAAAAAGAUUCAAGAAAUUAGAAUGAAAGAAAAUAUGAAAUAUGGACCAUUUAGCAAAGAAGAAGAUGAAAAAAUAUUAGAAGCUGUAAAAAAAUAUGGUAAAGGAGAUUGGAAAUCUGUUGAAACAGAAAUUGAAGGAAGAACUUGUCAACAAGUUAUGAAUAGAUAUGACAAAGUACUUAUCAGGAAAACAUGUGGAAAAUGGAGUCAAAUUGAAAAGGUUAAAGUUACCAUUUGUCAAAAAUUAUAUCCUAAUCAAUGGAAAAAAAUAUCAACUUUUAUUCCUAAUAGAACUGAUGCUCAAAUUAGGGAUUUUGUUAGUAAUUCUGCUGCUUCUGGUGUUAAAAAAAGAAAAUCUUGGACUGAAGAAGAAGAUUUAAUAUUAAUUGAAAAAUUAUAUGACCCAAAUUAUAUCUAUUCUAUUAUUCUUCCUAAUACUCCUGAAGCUAUGGAAAAAGGUAAACCUUCUAAAAUUAAAGUUGAACGAAGUGGAAAACCAAAAUGGUCAAAAAUUGCUUCUCAAAUUCCUGGAAGAGUUGAUUGUCAAUGUCGUGGUCGUUAUGAUGCUAUUCUUAAAUUUUUAAAAGUUACUACAAAACCAUCUAAGUCUUUAAUGCUUGAAGCUGCUUCUCAACUUCGUGGUGAUGGAAUUAAAAGAAGAAGAUCAAAAAAACAGAUUGAAAAUGAUCUUCCUCCAAUUGGAUAUCCUGAAAUAACCAAAAAAUUAAAAUCUCAAUUGAGAUUAAAUCUAUACUCAUCAAAAGUCCCAAAAAAUACCCAAAAUCAUCCACCAAUUUAUCAAUCUUUUCAAUCAAACACUCUUAAACAAUCUCAACCUACUUUACCAAUAAAUAAAAGUCAACAAAACACAAAUAAACCAUAA
This is a messenger RNA of Entamoeba nuttalli P19, 2121 nucleotides long. RefSeq names its product myb family DNA-binding domain containing protein. Lineage: Eukaryota; Evosea; Mastigamoebida; Endamoebidae. Bases 1 to 2121 code for a protein of 706 amino acids. The record is from RefSeq and is a predicted model, not a curated record. The transcript has a single exon.